AUGGCCUCCGCACCCAACGACCCCGAGACUCUCGCCCACGUCCAGAAGUUCUGGGAGGCCAGGAAGCCGCGUAGUCCCAUCUACCAGUUUCUACUUGACGAUAUCAAGCUGACUCAUGCCUCGAAGGGUGUCGUACGCGCGCGGCUCUUGCUGACCCAAAAUCAUGUUAACACCCACGGCGGCAUUCACGGGUCAGUGUCUGCUACGCUUAUUGACUGGGUUGGUGGCGUUGCUAUUGCAGCCUGGGACAAGCGCGACAAGGCUGGCGUGUCCACGGACAUUCACAUUUCCUACGUGAGCUCUGCAAAGGAUGGCGACUGGAUAGAGAUCGAGGGCCAGGCCAACAAGGUCGGCGGCACAUUGGCCUUCACCACAGCCACGAUCUGGAAGGUUGUCGAUGACCAGCCGGGGCCUGUCGUUGCCACGGGAAGUCACACCAAGUUUGUGAGGAUCUAG
Messenger RNA from Ascochyta rabiei, 456 nucleotides. RefSeq lists its product as uncharacterized. NCBI's taxonomy places the organism in Eukaryota, Fungi, Ascomycota, Dothideomycetes, Pleosporales, Didymellaceae. The transcript has a single exon. Gene Ontology annotation, molecular function: fatty acyl-CoA hydrolase activity. The record is from RefSeq and is a predicted model, not a curated record. The coding region runs from base 1 to 456 and encodes 151 amino acids.